Danio rerio (zebrafish) is the source of this 1993-nucleotide messenger RNA. NCBI's taxonomy places the organism in Eukaryota, Metazoa, Chordata, Actinopteri, Cypriniformes, Danionidae. The record is from RefSeq and is a predicted model, not a curated record.
UAUGUGUGCACGUGCCUGAGCUCCGCCCUUUUACAACUUUGAUCAGGAAGAGACUGACUUAUUAUUGCUGCUUUCUGUCACACUGACUCUCUUCAUUUCUGUACUGGAUUUUAAUAAUGAGAGAUCAUUGGAGAAUGAAGACAAUCACAACAAACACUUUCAAGAAGCAUUUUUGAGAUGUUUAUUUCUGAAUAGGCAGCAGAUCAGCAGAGUCAUUUUUAACACGUCAUUCAGAAAGUGAAAGUCAGGUUCAGAUUACUGCAGCUCAAACAGGGGAAAUGGCUUCACUAAAUGUGUCUGCAGAAGAACUUUCUUGUCCCGUGUGCUGUGAAAUCUUCAGGAAUCCUGUAGUUUUAUCAUGCAGUCACAGUGUGUGUAAAGAGUGUCUUCAACAGUUCUGGAGAACCAAGACAACUCAGGAGUGUCCUGUUUGCCGGAAAUCUUCAAGAGAUGAUCCUCCAUGUAAUCUAGUGUUAAAAAACCUGUGUGAGUUGUUCCUGAAGGACAGAAAUGAGAGAUGUUCAUCGGGAUCUGAGGAGAUCUGCAGUUUACACAGUGAGAAACUCAAACUCUUCUGUCUAGAGGACAAACAGCCUGUGUGUUUAGUGUGCAGAGACUCCAAACAACACGACAAUCACAAAUUCAGACCCAUCAGUGAAGUGGUUUCUUCAUAUAAGGAGGCACUCAAUACAGCACUGAAGUCUUUACAAAAGAAACUCAAACACAAUGAAAAAAUGAUAGUAGAGUUUGAGAAAACAUUUCAACACAUCAAGUCUCAAGUUGAUCACACAGAGCGUCAGAUUAAACAUGAGUUUGAGAAGCUUCAUCAGUUUCUCCGAGAUGAAGAAGAAGCUACAAUCACUGCACUGAGGGAGGAAGAGGAGCAGAAGAAGCAGAUGAUGAAGGAGAAGCUGGAGGAGAUGAACACACACAUCUCAGCUCUUUCACACACGAUCAAAGACACGGAGGAGAUGCUGAAAGCCAAUGACGUCUGCUUUCUAAAGGAGUUUCCAGUCUCGAUGGAAAGAGUCCAGAUCUCACAGCCGGAUCCACAGACGCCUUCUGGAGCUUUGAUUCAUGUGUCUCGCUACUUGGGGAACCUGCCGUUCAGAGUCUGGAAGAAGAUGCAGGACAUUGUCUACUAUUCUCCUGUCAUUCUGGAUCCAAACACUGCUCAUCCACGUCUCGUCCUGUCUGAUGAUCUGACCAGUAUGAGGUACAGUGGGAAAGAUCAACCUGUUCCUGAUAAUCCAGAGAGAUUUGACUGCUAUUACUGUGUUCUGGGUUCAGAGGGUUUUACCUCAGGAAAACACUGCUGGAAUGUGGAGGUGAAAGAGAGUGAAUACUGGAAUCUUGGAGUAACAACAGCAUCAAACCAGUGGACGGGACGGGUUUUCUAUAACACUGGGGUCUGGAGUGUGAAAUAUAAACAGUCUGCAGGCUCUGGUUUUGUUGUAAAUCAGGAUCUUGAGCGUGUGAGAGUUGAUCUGGACUGUGACAGAGGAACAGUGUCUUUCUCUGAUCCUGUAACAAACACACAUCUACACACAUUCACCACCACCUUCACUGAGUCUGUCUUUCCUUUCUUCUAUAGUCUUGGUUCUCUAAAGAUUUUACCGUAUGUAACUGGUUUUAUUUUUAGAACUUUGUAGUGAGACACUAAGAGCAAGAAACACCUACUGGCGUCAGCACAUUUUUAUUUAUUUAUUUUUUUUGCGUACACCUGUGCAGCUCAUUAUUGGGAGUGUGUGGAUAUUCAACCAUUUAAAAGCAUCUGUGUGAGUAUUGAAUGCGACUUCUCCAGUGCAGAUGAAGCCUCUGUGGUCAGAGAACGUUUCCUUUAGUCCCCGGUUGGCCUGGUUGGUGAGUUGUUUGCUUGUAGUACUACGUUAGUUUUAAGUGAUCGUCUAAAAAAAUGCUGUGAUCAUUAGGAAAUUGUUUGUGUGUGCAAGGUGACAGGCAGUGGUGGAAAGAGUACUGAAAAAGCAUGCUU